AUGGCGAACCGCCGGGGAAGGGGGCGGCGUCCUCCUCCCCAGCAGCCUGAGGAGGCGGCGAUGUCUGACUCCGAUGACGAUGACAUUGUCGUUCUUGACCAUGCCCCUGCUCAUUUGCGAGCUCCCCGCCAGCCGACGCCGAUCAUGGUCCUUUCGGACAGCGACUCGGACGACUAUAUCGUGCCCGUUCGCCACCUGAGCGAUACACCGGUUACACCUGCCCGCGGUUCCGGCUCUAGGAAGAGAAGGAGCUCGGUCACUGCUGAGGAGUCCGCAGCAGCCAAGCGUCUUCGCUUCGAGGACAGCCCCGAGGCAGGCCCAUCAAACACCCACACUACGACGCCACCCACCGCUGAGCCCAUUUUACCUAGGGCGGACUACUUGGUUCCGUCGGUCCUUGAGGUCAUUCCAGAUCUUUGUCCUGUUUGGGCGGCGCAGCAGCUUGAAGCUCUGAUUGAAGAGCUACACACGACCUCCAAUGUCCCCGGCCAGCUCGUUGUGCAGCGUACGAUCGAGAUGGCGUUCGAGAUGGACAGCUACCCACGUCCGGGGGACGAUGACGAGCCCGAGGAGAAGGGAAACUACUCCGAGAUUACAUAUCGCCAAGACCACCGUCGUGGGCUCGACAUCCGCGAAGUGUUUGCGACUGAAGGUCACCGACUCUUGGUGCCGACCUACAAUGUUCUCCAUAAACAGAGCACGUCAGCGGACAAGCCUUACCAGGAGCUCAAGCGCAAGCGAUACCAGAAAGGCAAGCAGAGGGCCGAAGCGCCGCCCCUUUCAGAUCCCGCAUCAGAUGGCGACUCGCAGUCGUCGCAGUCGGUGAUCAACCCUGGCGGCGUUGUCGAGUUCAACCGGGAGAAUCAUUAUCUCCAAGAGCUAAUGCAGCUCGAGCAAGUCAGACAGCAAGAGGCGGACGAGGAAGAGCAGAAGAGGAAGGAAGCUGCCAAGGAGGCUGCGGUUGCUCGCGGCGACGCAAUCGAAUGCGGUUGCUGCUUUGACAAGGAGGCUCCGGAGGAAGGCGUUGCGUGCCCUGAUGGCCACCUCUUCUGCAAAGAUUGCCUGCGCUCUCUGGUCGAGAGCAAGCUCGGAGACCAGCAAACGUGCAUGGACAUGUCUGGCUGCACCGCCGAGUACACUGAACGAGUGAUCGCUGCCGCCGUGUCCACCAAGACGAUGUCCCUGUAUCAACGCCUCCGCCAACUGAAGGACCUCGAGAUGGCAGCGAUCGAGGGCUUGGAGACAUGCCCAUUUUGUCCAUUCGCAAUCGUCAUUGACAAUGAGCACGAGAAGCUCUUCCGGUGUCAGAACGAGGAGUGCAAAAAGGUGACUUGCCGCAGCUGCAAGCGACCUCGCUGCGAGGAAGUCGAGGCUGACCUGAAACUGAGCAGCCGCCACGCCAUUGAGGAAGCCAUGUCCGAGGCGCUCGUGCGCAAAUGCCCGCACUGCAGCAAGCCGUACAUCAAGUUGGACGGCUGUAACAAGAUGACGUGCAGUGCAUGCGGUAAGAUGAGCUGCUUCGUGUGUCGCAAGCCCAUCGCAAACUACGAACACUUUGAGGGACAGGGGGCUAGAAGACCCACUGGUACCAAGUGUCCGCUGUACGACGUGAACGAAGCGCGGGUCGAGGCGGAGCGCAUCCGCUUAGCCCGCGACGAAGCGCAGCGUCGUGCAAUUGCCGAAGCGUCAACCAAUGGCGUGGCGGUCGAUGAGGCGGAUCUUGCUGUCGACGCCCCAGAGAUCCCCGCCGCGCGUAGGGGAGCGCCGGUCCACCAGCACUAUCACCAGCCUGCUAUGCUUGUAGCUGGGCUUGGGAAUCGUCUCGAGGCUCUAAACCGCAUGAUGAUUGACGUGAACGGCGCCAUGGGAGUAGCUGGCGCACACAGAGCUAACCAGGAGGCCCUCCGCCGCAACGUGGAGGCCGCGAACGAGCUCCGCCGCCAGCUGCUUAACAUGCCCGCCCUUGCUGCUCGCCCUCCUGCGCCUCCGCAGGGCGGUCGCGGUCGUCGUGGAGCCCAAGCUCCACCUCCUGCACCUGCCCCCGUCCCGGCCCCGGUCGGGGGACGCGGUCGCCGCGCACAUGUGCAUGCGGCCGCUCAACUGCCCCCCUUCCCCGUGGCCCGUCCGCCUACCCCUCCUCCUGCUCCCAUCCGCGGUCAUAUUCACCCUGACGACUUUGUGGCACGCCUUGAGGCUUUCCGCCGCGACUUCCGCCAGAAUGGGGCCGGUCGACACCAUUUGGGACACCAGCCGCCCCCCUACCAGUAA
Trichosporon asahii var. asahii CBS 2479 is the source of this 2268-nucleotide messenger RNA. RefSeq lists its product as uncharacterized. The record is from RefSeq and is a predicted model, not a curated record. The coding region runs from base 1 to 2268 and encodes 755 amino acids. Lineage: Eukaryota; Fungi; Basidiomycota; Tremellomycetes; Trichosporonales; Trichosporonaceae. Gene Ontology annotation, molecular function: zinc ion binding. The transcript is spliced from 6 exons.